AUGAAAUUUCCGAAAUUUUUAAGAAUUGCUGUCAAUGAAUUAGGUGCAAUCUGUGAGUUGGGUGUUGAUUCAAAUGGUAAAGUGAAACUUAUUGGAGGAGCAGAAAGAGAAUUCCUUAAGGCCCUGACCGAGGUAUUCAAUUUCCGCUACGAGUUGGUUCAACCUCCUGAUACAAAUUGGGGAAAUCCAUUGCCCGGUGGUAAUUGGACCGGAAUGGUUGGAAUGAUUCAGCGUGGAGAAGCUGAUAUGGCCCUCUGCUCUAUGGUUAUUACGCAAUAUAGAGAAGAAAUCGUGACCUUUACACGUGAAUAUGAUAUACAACACAUGGUAUUUGCAACAAAGAAUCCAGAAAACUUACCAAGACUUCGAUCCAUCAUACUGCCAUUCUCCCCUCAGAUGUGGUUUGGUGUUUUAUGUCUUUUGAUAAUCAUUCCCAUUGUAUGGAAACGCCUGCUGGAACUGCAAGAAGAUAUUGGAAAAUUUUAUAUGUAUGUGCUUGCCAGUUUGUUGAAGUUGUCCAUUGUCAUCAAAUGUAGAGGAAAGUGGGGUCACUAUAUGCUUCUUGGUUCAUGGUUUUGGGGCGUGGCAGUGAUCAGUGCCGGUUACAGCGCCGUCCUGUUGUCGUUCGUGACUUUGCCAGUGAAGGAAGACGUCAUCCGGGACAUACCACGGUUGGCAAAUGCUGUUGCCAAAGGAACUCAUAAGUGUUAUGCGUUUAAAGGCUCUUCAUCUAUUAAUGCGUUGCUCACUAGUAAUAUGAAAGAAAGGAGGGAUCUUGGUUCUGCCAUCAUAAAAAAUCGCUGGCUGGUUAAACCAUCUAUAGAAACAGUUCUGAAUUUGCUUGGGGAAAAAAAUGUAGCUUUAAUUGGCACUUCACAUUAUUUCUUAAAUCAGUUCCAUAAUACACUGACUUUGUCCAAAGAUUUCUUUUAUCCAGCUAGAAUAGGGGUAGCAGUGAGUAAGAAUUUUUGUUGUCACAAAAUCUUGGACAAAAAGGUAAGGCAGAUGAUGGAAGGGGGGUUCUUUAAACAGUGGUAUAAACGUAGUCGUUAUAUUUCAUUUUUAAGAUCUAACAAUCCUAAUUUAUUUACUCUCGAAAACAUUAAACCUAUUCACAUUGAUGAUAUGUAUGGGGCUUUUAUUCUUCUAGGUUUCGGAUAUGGAAUCGCAGGUAUUGUUCUUGUAGUUGAGAUUAUUUUCAAUCGAUUUAAAUAUUGA
Argiope bruennichi is the source of this 1218-nucleotide messenger RNA. RefSeq names its product ionotropic receptor 40a-like. The record is from RefSeq and is a predicted model, not a curated record. NCBI's taxonomy places the organism in Eukaryota, Metazoa, Arthropoda, Arachnida, Araneae, Araneidae. Gene Ontology annotation, cellular component: membrane. The coding region runs from base 1 to 1218 and encodes 405 amino acids. Gene Ontology annotation, molecular function: glutamate-gated receptor activity. The transcript has a single exon.